Paraphaeosphaeria sporulosa is the source of this 4896-nucleotide messenger RNA. RefSeq lists its product as uncharacterized. Lineage: Eukaryota; Fungi; Ascomycota; Dothideomycetes; Pleosporales; Didymosphaeriaceae. The record is from RefSeq and is a predicted model, not a curated record. Bases 12 to 4469 code for a protein of 1485 amino acids. Gene Ontology annotation, molecular function: protein binding. The transcript is spliced from 6 exons.
CUCUUUUCAAGAUGGCGAACGAAGUACCAGAUCCAUCUCAGAGCAGCACGCACAGUCGCUCUCCCAAGCUCAAUCCCCAUUAUGGUAUUGAAGGCAUCUUGGAAUCGCUGAGCCCCCACGUCCCAACGCCUGAUGGUGCAACACCACUAAAGCUUUUUCUACAAGCUCAAGACGAAUACUUUUCGAAAAUAACAGCCGAGGCAAAAGAUGCCCUGUUUCCCAAAGGAUCUUUCAAGUCCUCAGAAGAUCUGAUCGAAGACCUGCAGGCUACCAACGCCUUGCAGCAUUCCAAUCACAGUCGAUUAUUACGUGGCUCGCUCGAAAAUAUCAAACGGUUCGCGGACAGAUUGCAACCGUACUUUGAAAUUAUAGGAAUAAUCAUCCAGUCUCACCCUGAGAUAGCAGCCAUUAUAUGGGGUUGCAUCCGAGCCACUCUACUCCUUGCUUGUAACCAUACUUCCUUCUUUGAACACCUUGCCAAUACCAUUAGCGUCUUGACUUCCCAUCUGCCUCAAUUGGAGAACGUAUACCAGUUGCUGCUUCAUUAUGGGAAGGAGCCAUCAGAACGCUUAAAGUUUGCUUUGCAGCAGGUGUACCUUGAUCUCUUUUUCUUCUUUGAAAGAAUCAAAAGCAUCUUCAUACAGAAAAAGGGCAGUCCUCGUUGGACAAUCGCUGUGAUAGCUAAGUUAUCCGUCACCUCGUUUGAGAGUAGGUUCAAGGACCUUCAGGGACGCAUGCGGUAUCAGACUAGUAUCAUUAGCAGUGAAGUACAACUUAUACUUCUUGAGAACUCGAUGGCACAAUUGGCGAUACAGAAGGAGACAUAUGAGCUUGAGCAGCAGAAACCGAACGGGAAGUCGGAAGUUCUUCUGUCCGACAAAGCCGUUGUGCGUCAAGAAUUCCAAGAGCAGGAGAUGCACUGCAGAACAACAUUGCACAAGUAUGUCCGAGAAGCGGAAACUGCCUUACUCAGACUUCGAGAAUUAGCGGAGGAAUAUAUCGGCCCACUGAAGGAUAGAGGUCAUACAAAGGUCAAUGAAGGUAAAAACAAGGAAGAGAGGCUAUGGUACAUACGUUCUUGGCUUGAUGCUCCUGAAUUCUCUGUGGCCUUUGAUCAGCACUGCCACGCACGCCAAAGAAAUACAUCGCAAUGGUUUUUGGAGGAGCCUGUCUUCAAUGCUUGGAUGUCGUCGCUCCUACAGGCCUCACCCCUAAAGGACCUUUCCCAUGAAAAUACUCUUUUCGUUUCAGGUAUUCCAUUACUUCUUCUUCUACAUCGUUUUAUUACUGACAUCGGAAACUCGAAAGGCCACCCCGGUAAUGGAAAAUCGGUACUUGCCGCUGCGGCUGUAGAAUACUUGCUCGGCCUUCCAGAUUCAUCUUGCUACUAUUUUUUCUUCUCCGAUAACGACUCGGCUUCAAAACGAGCCUGCGCGUACCGAGCUUUGUUGGCCCAGGUUGUGCAUAAAAGAAGUGCGGACACAAGCUUCAUGGAAAGCAUCGAAGUCACCAUGUUCAAGAAGUCUAUAGGCACGAAAGCAUCUGUCGCCGACAUGAUGGACUUGUUGAACAUCUGCGCACGUACUGAACCGCAGUGCUAUGUUGUGCUUGACGGUAUAGAUGAAUGUUGCGACAGAGACGAGCUUCUGUCCGACCUUAGAGAAAUCUUCGGCAAGUCGGAAGUCAAGCUUCUCCUAUUUGGCCGACCAAGCGUCGUCGGGCUAGCAGAAACUCUGCCUUCACAUCGUCAGUUCCAAUUAGGCCGGCGGACAGAACCAGAUAUCCAGCUCUACGCAACUUCAAAGCUGCAGGAGCUGAUGCAGUCCAAAUUGAUACCCGCAAAUGAGGAUCUGAACCUAAUGGUGGAUCGAAUGGUGGUCGGAUCUGAUGGCAUGUUCUUGUGGGCUAGGCUGAUGAUCGAAUAUCUCAAACUUCCAGUUCUACAACCGAGGAAGCGCGUCAAAAUUCUAUUGAACCUCUCGACGCCGGAACGUCUUGACGACAUGUACGACCGCAUCAUGUCCCACAUAUCACGCUUGAAUACCACAGAACAGCAUUUGGCGGCAUGGAUCUUUGCUUUCUUGGCCUAUGCGCGCACAGAAAUAAGUGCGGAAGAAUUACGUGAGUCCAGCCGCCUGGUAUAUACUGACACAGAAGAAGAAGCAAACGACGAAGACCACUUCGAGAGCAGUGUGAUCGUGAGUUGUGCCUGCCUCGUGACGAAGGACACCUCUCGAAAGCCUGCGCUAUUCCGCUUUAUGCACACAUCUGUCAGGGACUUUCUUGCGCGAGCCAAAACUAAUGUACCGAGAGAGAUAGCGUUGUCUGCGGCCGAGUCUCAUGCCAUGAUUGCCAGAGUGUGCAUUCAGUACUUGCAUACAGUUAUGCUCUCGUACCCUCUGAGCACUGGUAGAGAAGAUAACCAGAAGUCCUCCUUGACCAACAGAUACCCUCUGAGCGAGUAUGUUUCUGUGCACUGGAUUCAUCACCUGCAGAUGGCUCUGAAAUUGCCAUGCAGUCCAGAUCGUCUGGACCCGCUGCAUAAUCAGAAGUUGACUGAACUGGCUACGACAGCACUCGCAUUCCUCUCAGCACCAACCCAGAUUUCUAUAUGGCUGGAGGCCGUUUACCUUUUCGGACGCGCAACGCACGCCGGAGCUUCACCCAAAAGGCAGAUCGAGCUUUGCAUCAGCCCGCAGAUUAAGUCACUGGCUGUUUGUGCAAAUACGGCACAAAGAUCCUUUGAAAAGACUCCUGAGCUCUCUCCUAAGGAUGUUUGGGAUCAACUUCCACAACUAGCAGAGUUCUGGUUCGAGUUGAAUCGUGAAUGGGGCGAGCAGCUCAUCCAAUAUCCAUCAUGCAUAUGGACGGAGUGUCCAGCUUUCAACCCAAAUCCAUGGCUUCAUCCUACCAACGAGAUGAAGGUGCACUCUCUGACAACCGAUAAAGAUGACCCUCUGCUCUCGCCAAAUUUGAGCACUACGAGCCUGAAAACCGUAUCGAAAACUUCAUCAGACGGAGUCCACAUUGCAGUGUUGGGCAUCUGGCCGUCCAGAGCAUACCAGGAGAUUGCCAUGCAAACUGGUCAACGUCUUUCGUGGGAUGAAAAUUUAAUUAAUGUGUUGAAACAGCUGUCGUCUGGGUGGGUUGCUAGAUAUCAGAUCUUUUCCAUUGCCAAUGACCCGGAACUGCUAUUUGAAAUGGAUUGCCCGCUGGAGCAGCCCAAGGUAUGGACGCAAAUCAGACAGUCAUUGUGGAAAGAAGGCGACAGCAAUGCUGCAGAAAAUUUUCGCCUACAAUGCCCGGUGGCGAUCUGCUCCUCACUGCGGCGUUUCGCGGUCCUGGGAGACGUCUACUCGCCACAAGCUUCACCUGGAAGCGGGUCUUCAUACCAGUUGGCUUCGAUCGUUCCUAGUUUCAAUGAGGUUCUCAGACAUAACUGGAGCUACAUGUCACCCGAUAGUACUCAGAAUACGUUCCACGCCUGCUACGAGGCAGCGACACUGGAUUCAUGGGUCCAUCGGAACUGCAGGCUAUAUCUUUACUGGGUAUGGUUUAGUUUGGAUGGUAAAUACUUAUUUUACGUAGAUAAGGCUCCCUCACAACCUAGCAGCCUUGCCAUAUGGGACCUAGGCCAGGAUGACUCUUCACCCACGCUGCAGCUAAUCAACUCUGGAUCUUUGACGUUAUACAGAGGGAUGAAGGAGGUGUAUUGCGAUGCUGGAACGUUCCAUCCCACGCAACAUCUGCUCCUUUUCUCAUUGGUCGGAUCCGUAUAUCUAUGGCCUUUCGAUCACGACGUAAGCAAGAUCAUCCAGAUUCACCACAGCUUUGAUAGUUUCCAAUCCGUAACAUUCUCUGACGACGGCGAGUUUAUUGUCAUCAACCCGGUCACAGCACGAUACCCGGUCAUUAAGAAGAUACCCGAAGACAUUCUUACGCUACUCCAAGCCGGUAGAGCAAUCGAAGGGUCACUGACCCAGGAAACAAAAAUAACUAGAAUAAAAUCCUCUGGCGAAUUGUCCAAGACUUUUGGCGUCAAUGUUUAUCUAUCGGCCGCCGUGCAAGAAACCCAGGUUACUGUGCACAAAGAUGGAAGUAGCUCAGGUGUGUCAGCCAAUCCAAGCUCAAGCAAUGCCAUCGAGGUCCACGCCUGGAAGGAACAUGCGGGUGGAGAAUUUAAGCGCUCAGAUGUCCAUUUCGAGUUUUCAAAAUUGCCCAGUGGUUUUGACAUACAGAACAUGUCAACGACGCUGCUACCUCAGCUGCGUCAGGGAAGGAUUCGUAUGGUCAUCGAAGGCUCGCGCAGACCUUGGUCAGGGAUCUCGAAGAACAGAGGGAGCCGGCCGUUGCUUGUUGAAAGACAUCGUCAGUCCACCAAGUAUUUCCAACGGCAAAUUGAUUGGUCUCGUACGGUUGAACAAUCUUUUGUCCCUGUGAUCGCGAUGGAGGAUCAUAAGGACCUUUAGGAAUUUAGACUGUCUAUUGCAAUGGUCGAUCACCUGCAGUCGAAUGUGCUUCGCUUUCGCGCAACGGUUCUACGUAACAGCUACCGUGCAAUGGUAUCGUGUCCCCUCGUCCGGUCCACAGUACUCUCACAACAAUCAAAUAUCUUAAGUCUAAGAUAAUUUCUUGAAAGGCGGGAAACAUGAGGAAACCCUAGAAUAACUUAAAGUACGAUGCAGUUUCACAAUGUUCACAAUGCGAGAGACCGUACAAUCUAUUUGAUUAGAGGGAAAGGUGUUCCCGUGUUUGGUCGGUGUGCUACGUGCAGGAGCUGGAGACUUACCCGUCUUGCCUUCAGCCUUGUGGCGGGACAACCUGUGCACGCCUUCGUUCUGGAAGUCAUGUGAGUGCUAGGCAGCAGUGCUGUUAAGAAAAUCUGACUUGACGAGU